Messenger RNA from Pseudogymnoascus verrucosus, 1219 nucleotides. RefSeq lists its product as uncharacterized. The coding region runs from base 135 to 1124 and encodes 329 amino acids. The transcript has a single exon. The record is from RefSeq and is a predicted model, not a curated record. Lineage: Eukaryota; Fungi; Ascomycota; Leotiomycetes; Thelebolales; Thelebolaceae. Gene Ontology annotation, biological process: spliceosomal complex disassembly. Gene Ontology annotation, cellular component: spliceosomal complex.
CGCCAUCGUCUUCACAUUUCGAUGCGACUUCUUGAACUACGCGUUAGAUAUAUUCACAUUCGCUCCAACUCUUCCUCGAUAUUCUCGAUAGUUCUUGCUACAAAUUCCUUUGCUAUUUCAAGCUCCUUACAGCCAUGCCGAAAGACGACCUUAUGGAGCAUGCCUCCUCCACCGUCGACUUCUAUGCCCUUCUCGGCGUCGAAUUCGAGUCCUCAUCUUCAGACAUCCGCCGAGCCUACCGCAAGACAGCCUUGAAAUACCAUCCCGAUAAACUCGGUGCUGCUUUUGACCCCGAGAAAUUCCAUCUCCUCCAGGUUGCGAACGAUGUGCUGAGCGAUCCGACCGCGAAAGCGGCCUACGACAAUGCGCGCUAUGCGAGACUGCAGAAGGUGAGGCAGGAGCAGCUGUUUGAGGGGCGGAGGAGACAGAUGAAGGAGGAGUUGGAAGCGAGAGAGAAGGGAGGUGUGGGAGCUGGGAUACAGGUUGGGGGGAAGAGACCGAGGGAGGAGGAAGAUGAGAUGGGCACAGAGAUUCGCCGCCUGGCGGAGGAGGGGAAGAGGAGGAGGAGGGAGAUGGAAGAGAAGAUACGGGCGCAAGGUGGAUCUGCACCAUCGUUUGCUGAACCUUCCGCGUCGACACCUCCACCCAAACGGCCAGCCGAUAUCACCCCUAAACCUGCCGCACCGACCAAACCAGAGCCAGCACAAACAGCAGCAGAGGAAGCUGAAGAGGAAGAUGAAGUCGCCCGACUCGAGCGCCGCAUCCGAGAAAUUGCCGAAGCCAAAGAGAAGCGUAAGGCUGACAAGCGGGCGCGGAAAAGUGGUGUCUACGUCCCGGCUGAUACCCCAUCUGCAUCUCCUGCGGGUGACUGGAAGGCGAGGUUGAAGGAGAAAGGCAUCCAUGACCAGAAGGACACCAGUACACCAGUGAAAAGACCCGAUUUGAACGGACUUAAAGCAGGCGAGAAACCGCUGUCCUCGCCGAAGUUCUCGUUCUCCCCAAAGCCAAGGCUUGUGCCACAGGCGAAGGAUGAAUUUGCAGCAACUAUGGACCGCCUGAAGGAUGCCGAAAAGAAGAGAUUGGAGGAGGAGAUUCGGCGGAAGGAGGCUGACAGUCCUCUGUAGGGACUCCCUGUGCAUAUUGCAUUUCAGCGUUGGCGUUUGGGGCAUUUAAGUUUAUGAUACCAUGUGUUAUAUGUAGAUUAAAGCAUACAGAAAGC